Molecule: messenger RNA, 1314 nt
Organism: Scheffersomyces stipitis CBS 6054
Lineage: Eukaryota; Fungi; Ascomycota; Pichiomycetes; Serinales; Debaryomycetaceae
Exons: 2
Coding region: 1-1314 (437 amino acids)
Biological process (GO): actin filament organization; endocytosis; actin cortical patch localization
Cellular component (GO): actin cortical patch
Molecular function (GO): phosphatidylinositol binding; ubiquitin binding
Source: RefSeq, a predicted model, not a curated record
AUGCCCAUUUUUGGUGAAAAACCAUAUACCUCCAUUUCGGUCAAAAUCAAUCAGUUGGCCCUGAACAAAAACGACGACAUUGAUGACUCCAUCGAGCUCUACCUCUCGGACUUGCUCGAAUUGAUUAAGCUACAGCCCAAUUCUGGUGCCGUGGAGGCUGCUCGUGCCGUCAGAAAAAAGAUCAAGUAUGGCGAUACUGUUCAGGAGCAAUUGCGGGCUCUUUCCAUCUUGGAGUUGUUAGUAUUGAACGGAGGGAAAAAUGUCGGUCCCACCUUGGCUCGAGACGACAAGUUGAUUGAUGUGUUGAAAGGCAUUUUGUCCGGUAACGGCAAGACUGGAACUGGUCUUAGUUACGAUAAGGAGAUUUUCGACCAAGUCCGGGCUUUGGCUAUCGGCUGGAAGCUGGAAUUGGCUGAAUUGGAUGGCUACAAGUAUUUGGCUCUGCUCUGGCAGUUUUACUCUGGUAGUUCGAGAAAUAGAGCCCAUUCUCGUCCACAGUCUCCACCUCUUUCGUCGUCGCCUAGAACUCCCAGAUCGCCUCCUCCUAGGCCCAGAGUUGCUUCUCCUUAUUCUGAAUCAAAUUCCAAAAAAGAUAAGAAAGACAAGAAGGACAAGAAGAAAAAGAAGAGGAAGGGUAUCGUCUAUGCUGACGAGCAAUUUGAGAUUCCUCAGAUCAACUACAAGAUCGAGGCUCCAAGGAUUAGAACGCUUAUUGCCGAUUGCUACACUCACACCACUGCAUUGAGCAAUUCGUUGUUGACUCUUCCAGCAGACAUCUCUCCACACGAUGAUGAUAAAGCAAUGAAGGAGUUUGACAAAUGUAGAUCUAUCCGCAGAAAAGUGUUACGAUACUUGCAGUAUGUAGGUGCUGGUGACGAUGGCAACAAGUCGAAGGAAGUUUUGGCAUUGGAUGAAGAGUUCUUAGGCAGUUUGAUUAACUCCAACGAGCAGUUGGUUGAAGUUUUUAAGAAGUUCGACUUGAAGUGUGGGUAUUCGGCUGCAAAUCCAGCACCCAACUACGACCAAAGAGAUAUAGAUAAUGGAGUUUCAGAAUCUAGUGACGAAAGCUACUACUCUAGUGAAUCAGAGAGUGAGCCUGAAGAAGAGCUGAUUUCUGGGAGAUUGCAAAAGGCUACGAUAGAAGGCCCUUCCUCUAGAGCCAAAUCGCCACCUCCACCACGCCCAGUUAAACCUUCAGCGUUGCAAAGACCACACUCCAAGCCUAAACAAUUGGCCAAAACUGAGUCUACCGAUACUCUUGAAGCAGAUCCUUUUGGAGAUACACAUGCUGUUACAAGAUCUGUAUACGAUUAG